Andrographis paniculata is the source of this 3696-nucleotide messenger RNA. Its product is annotated as protein unc-13 homolog. Bases 357 to 3680 code for a protein of 1107 amino acids. Lineage: Eukaryota; Viridiplantae; Streptophyta; Magnoliopsida; Lamiales; Acanthaceae. The record is from RefSeq and is a predicted model, not a curated record. The transcript is spliced from 26 exons.
GUUUGGGAUGAGUAAACGGUUUUGGUUGCUGACGGUCGCCAGUUUUCAAUCCGGAGAGACGAGAGGACAGUUCACCGCUCACCAUUCAUCCAUCAACUCACUCACUCUUUCACAAUGCCUCUCUGAUUUCGACACCUCUCACCGCCUGCAUGUUUACACCUCACACGCCGACUUGGAUUUACAAGGAUCUCUCUGUAUUCGCUGUUCAUCUUCAAUCCUAAAGGGCAUUGCCUUUUUGGGACUCGUGAAGCUUUUACUUGUUCUUUAAGAAACCGCUUUGCUGAAAUCUUGGUAGGGGCAGUCAGAAUACAGGUUCAAUUGCUGAUUUUCCGAGACGUUUUUGCGGUGAAGUCGAUAUGGAUGAGGACAAUGAGAUCGAACUUUUGCAACGGUACCGUCGGGACAGGCGGGUCCUCCUAGAUUUCAUGCUAUCGGGUACCUUGAUAAAGCGGGUAGUAAUGCCUCCAGGUGCAGUCACAUUGGAUGAUGUGGAUCUGGAUCAAGUCAGUGUGGAUUAUGUCAUUAACUGUGCCAAGAAAGGUGACAUGCUCGAACUAUCCGAAGCAAUCCGAGAGUACCAUGAUGGUACUUUGUUCCCCAGCAUGAGUAAUGCAGGUCCCACAGAUGAAUUCUUUCUAGCCACAAAUCCUGAAUAUUCAGGUUCUCCUCCCCGAAGAGCACCUCCACCUGUACCUGCCGUUGUUUCUACUCCACUUGUGUCCAACCUUUCUAUUUCAGAGCCUUUUGAUAACGAACAAGUUGAUGAAUCACCUCAAUUGUCAAAGUCCCAGUCUCUUAGCUCUUCGCAGCCUAAAGAUCUUACCGUGGAUGACAUUGAUGAUUUCGAGGAUGAUAUUCUGGAUGAGAUUGAGAGCCGUAGAUAUUCUAGAAGAGUUCUAAAUGAUGCCUCAGAUGUUGUUCUGGGAUUGCCUACAUUUGCUACUGGUAUUACAGAUGAUGAUCUACGUGAAACUGCGUAUGAAAUCCUCCUUGCUGCUGCUGGAGCUUCAGGUGGCCUGAUUGUUCCAUCAAAGGAAAAAAAGAAAGACAAGAAAUCUAGAUUGAUGAGGAAACUAGGGCGAAGUAAAACUGAAAAUGCUGCAAUGCAGCCUCAAAGUUCACAUGGUUUAGUUGGGUUGUUGGAGACCAUGCGUGUUCAGAUGGAGAUUUCAGAAGAAAUGGACAUCAGAACAAGACGGGCACUUCUAAGUGCUAUGGUUGGAAAAGUUGGAAAAAGAAUGGAUACUCUAUUGGUUCCCUUGGAGUUACUAUGUUGCAUCUCACGUUCGGAGUUUUCAGACAAGAAGUCUUAUAUCAAAUGGCAGAAAAGACAAUUAAAUAUGUUGGAAGAAGGACUUGUAAAUCACCCUGUUGUAGGAUUUGGUGAGUCUGGGAGAAAAGCAAGCGAUUUGAGGAUUCUUCUGGCGAAGAUUGAAGAAUCUGAGUCCCUUCCAUCAGCUACUGGUGAUCUUCAGAGGACUGAUGGUUUGAGGUCCCUUAGAGAUAUUGCUAUUCCACUUGCAGAAAGGCCUGCAAGAGGUGAUUUGACUGGUGAAAUAUGCCACUGGGCGGAUGGGUAUCACCUCAAUGUCAGAUUGUAUGAGAAACUACUGCUCAGCGUUUUUGAUGUUUUGGAUGAGGGCAAGCUCACAGAAGAAGUGGAAGAAAUGUUGGAGCUUUUCAAGUCAACCUGGCGUAUCUUAGGAAUAACAGAAACAAUCCAUUAUACUUGCUAUGCUUGGGUGUUAUUUCGGCAGUUCGUCCUCACCGGUGAGCAAGGAAUCCUGCAACAUGCUAUUGAUCAGUUAAAGAGAAUACCUUUAAAGGAGCAACGUGGCCCACAAGAAAGGUUGCACUUGAAAAGCUUAAGAUGCAGAAUCCAGAGCGAGAAUGGUUCUCAGGAGUUGACUUUAUUGCAGUCAUUCCUGUUACCUAUUCAAAAAUGGGCUGAUACUCGGCUGUCAGAUUAUCAUCUUCAUUUUGCUGAGGGAUCAAAAAUGGAGAGUACAGUAGUUGUUGCUAUGGUUGUUCGGAGGCUUCUCCUGGAAGAAUCGGAGUUGGCAAUGAAUGAUACAGCUCUCUCAGAUGCUGAGCAAAUUGAGGCCUAUAUAUCAUCCUCAAUUAAACAUGCGUUUGCCAAGACUCUACAUGAAGUUGAAGCAUUGUCCAACACGACACAUGAGCACCCCUUAGCACUGCUUGCUGACCAGAUAAGGAUGCUUCUAAGAAAAGACACAACGACAUAUGCACCCAUAUUAUCCCUCCGUCAUCGAAAUGCCAGUGCUGUUUCAUCAUCUCUUCUCCACAAGCUUUAUGGCAUCAAACUGAAACCAUUCCUUGAUAGUGCGGAGCAUCUUACAGAAGAUGUUGUGUCUGUGUUCCCGGCUGCUGAUAGUCUUGAACAAAGUAUCAAAUCAGUAAUCACAUCUACAUGUGAAGAGGGAUCUUCUGACUCUUACCUCAAGAAACUGAAUGUGUACAAGAUUGAUACUAUAUCUGGAACUUUGGUUCUGCGGUGGAUCAAUUCACAACUUUCAAGGAUCUCAGAUUGGGUUGAACGUGUGUUUCAACAGGAGAAAUGGGCCCUGGUCUCAGCUCAGCAAAGGCAUGGAAGUUCAAUUGUUGAAGUCUACAGGAUUGUUGAGGAGACAGUUGAUCAGUUCUUUGCUCUUAAAGUCCCAAUGAGGCCAACUGAAUUGAGUAGCCUCUUUCGUGGCGUUGACAAUGCAUUCCAAGUGUAUACGAAGCAUAUUCUUGACAAUAUAGCUGACAAGGAAGACAUAAUACCGCCGGUGCCUGCUCUUACACGUUAUAGGAAAGAAAGUGGAAUCAAAGCAUUUGUUAAGAAGGAACUAACAGAUACAAGGUUCCCAGAUGUCAAAAAGUCAAUUGAAAUAAAUGUUCCUACGACACCAGUGCUAUGCAUUCAAUUGAAUACCCUUUAUUAUGCAAUUAGCCAGCUAAAUAAAUUGGAGGAUAGCAUUUGGGAGCGAUGGACUAAAAAGUGUCAAGGUCAACCUGCAAAAAGACCUACAGAAGCUAAGUCAAAAAAUUCAAUCCGAAAGGACAGUUUUGAUGGAAGCCGGAAAGACAUUAAUGCUGCCAUUGACCAGAUCUGUGAGUUUACAGGAACUAAAAUAGUUUUCUGGGAUUUGAGAGAGCCAUUCAUAGAUGGCCUAUAUAAGCCAAGUGUUUCUCUGUCGAGGUUGGAAGCUGUGAUUGAGCCUCUUGAUGCGGUACUCAGUCAGUUGUGUGAUAUCAUUGUGGAGCCACUCCGGGAUCGUGUUGUAACAGGACUUCUUCAAGCAUCGCUGGAUGGUUUGAUCCGUGUAGUGUUAGAUGGAGGCCCCUCGCGUCUGUUCACUACUGCUGAUGCUAAGCUGCUCGAAGAAGAUGUGGAAUCUCUGAAGGAGUUCUUCAUUUCUGGAGGAGAUGGACUUCCUCGUGGAGUGGUGGAGAACCAGGUAGCGCGCAUUCGGCAGGUGAUCAAGUUGCACGGCUAUGAGACACGCGAACUUAUCGAGGACUUGAAGUCUGCGAGUGAGCUCGAAUUGCAGGGCGGGAGGGGCAAACUUGGCGCCGAUACAAAGACACUGAUAAGAAUUCUGUGUCACAGAUGCGAUUCCGAGGCCUCUCAGUUCCUCAAGAAACAGUACAAAAUCCCCAAAUCUGUUGCUUGAUGUUUGCACCAAACAA